Rotaria sordida is the source of this 234-nucleotide messenger RNA. NCBI's taxonomy places the organism in Eukaryota, Metazoa, Rotifera, Eurotatoria, Philodinida, Philodinidae. The record is from the annotation of a GenBank genome assembly.
AUGUUUAAUUUUUAUUUCGUUAUUAUAGGUGUUGGCUCUAUUGGUACGUUUCUUGAAGGUCCAGUUAUUGGUUGGAUUGUUGUUCAAUACGGUUGGUCAGCUAUGUUUGCUUGCAUGAUUUUAUUAAGUGUCUUUGGAGCAAUAACAUCAAUUCGAGCUGCUCGUUAUCAACGUAAGAUCAAACUUUCAUCAGCUUCAUCAUCAUCAUCAUCACUCAAUCAAAUUAUUUCGUAG